AUGGCCCUCGAAACCUGGCUCAUCAAGGUCAAAACGGCGCUGUCGCACAGCCUCACGAAGAAACCGUCGUUUUCUUCGUCGAAGCCAAAGCACGUCUCGGUUUUGUCCUUCGAGAUCGCGAACGUGAUGUCGAAGCUCCUCCACCUCUGGCAGUCCCUCUCCGACACCAACGUCAUUCGCCUCCGGAACGACGCCAUCGCGCUCGAAGGCGUGCGCAAGCUCAUCUCAAACAACGAGUCUUUUCUUCUAAGCCUCGCCGUGGCCGAGUUCGCCGACUCGCUCAGACUCGUUGCCAACUCGGUCUCCCGACUCAGCAACUACUGCCACGAACCUUCUCUCCGAUCCUUCCACCGAAUCUUCACCGAGUUCGCGAACUCGGGCCUCGACCCGCGCGCGUGGACCCUCACCACCCCGAAAGACAUCGAAACCAAACACAGAAAAUUGCAACAUUACGUGACUCUCACGGCAACACUCCACAAAGAAAUCGACGCUCUCACGCUCGUCGAAGGCGCGUUUAAAAAAGCGCUUCUCAACGCUGACAACGCCGCCACCGAACACUCCUCUCACAAAAAACUAAGCGAUCUUCAGCAGAAGAUUUUCUGGCAGAAGCAAGAGGUGAAGAACUUGAAGGAACGGUCGUUAUGGAACAAAAACUUCGAUGGGGUUGUUUUGUUGUUAGCAAGGUUCGUUUUCACCGUGUUAGCGCGGAUUAAAGUUGUUUUCGGAAUCGGCCAUAGUAGUAGUGUUCCCUUUUUGUCACGUAGUUUGUCUUCCAUUUAUCCUUCCGAUCACCAAAACCCUAUUUCUUCUUGCUCCUUUGUAUCUGGGCCGUUGAGAAGCUCAAAACUUGACGACGAAAAUGAAAAUUUGGGAAAUGGGUUUUUCGAGUCUAAUUGCAAGGUGUUGAAGUUGAAGGGUGACGGUGACGGUGAUACUUUGGGUGCUUCAGCUUUGGCCUUGCACUAUGCAAACUUGGUGAUGGUGUUGGAGAAGAUGAUAAAGUCACCCCAGUUGGUUGGGGUGGAUGCCAGGGAUGAUUUGUAUGGGAUGUUACCAAGUAGCAUAAGGUCAUCUUUGAGGGCAAGAUUGAGAGGGGUGGGGUUUUCUGCAUGUGAUGAUCACGUGCUCGCCGGAGAAUGGAGGGAUGCAUUGGGGAGGAUUCUGGGGUGGCUGGCACCAUUGGCACAUAACAUGGUAAAGUGGCACAGCGAAAGAAGCUAUGAGCAGCAGAACUUAGUACCAAAAACCAAUGUGUUGUUGUUGCAGACUUUGUUCUUUGCAAACAAAGAGAAGACAGAAGCUGCCAUCACUGAGCUGCUUGUGGGGUUGAACUAUGUUUGGAGGUUUGAGAGGGAAAUGACAGCUAAGGCAUUGUUUGAAUGUACCAAAUUUAAUAAUGGCUUCUUAAGCUUGCACAAGCCCAGCUAA
This is a messenger RNA of Vigna angularis (adzuki bean), 1428 nucleotides long. RefSeq names its product protein PSK SIMULATOR 1. The record is from RefSeq and is a predicted model, not a curated record. Gene Ontology annotation, biological process: positive regulation of growth. The transcript has a single exon. Bases 1 to 1428 code for a protein of 475 amino acids. Lineage: Eukaryota; Viridiplantae; Streptophyta; Magnoliopsida; Fabales; Fabaceae.